UUUAAAUAUCGUGCAGAACAUGGACCAAGUAGCGCAAAUCCAGGGAAGAGAAAUAAACAACAUCUUCCUACCCAGUACGUUUUGUUCCCUUCAGCCUUUGCUGCCAAAGACAUCCGCGACGUCAUGCCAUGGGUCGUGUCGUUGACAAUCUUCCGUUUAAAUCCGACAUCUACGUCCUCGGCCACUCCGCAGGGGCGAUGAACAUGUUCACUCUUCUCGUUCUCCCAGAACUGUACUCUCCCUCCCUGCAUCGCAGGAUCAAAGGCGCAAUCCUCUUGGCAGGGCCGUACACCUUUGAAGAUAUGCCAGCAGAUAUGAAGGAUGCAACGAGGCUGUAUUGCGGCGAAGACGCAGAAGCGGAGGGAACCUUUCCUUUGGCUUUCUUGAAUUCAGCAAAAGACGACGAAGCUGUUCUGACCCGGAGGAGGUCAUUGGGUAUCGCGGAAAGGUAUUUCCCUCGUUUGACGCCUGCUUUGGAGAAAUUGUUUCAAGUGAAAGAACCACACUGACGUGGUUGGGCCCUUUCGCGACGAAUUCGUCAUACGCCUCCCUCUUCUCCAGUAGGCAAGGAGAGGAGUGGGCGGAGGGUGUAGUUGACUGGAUUCGUGAUAUGGCUGAGCAUCCUGCGUAGCUUGAGACUUAUCUACAACGCAUUGAAAAUAUCCCAAAGGGAUAUUAUGUUACCAAGCGAAGGUUUUUCGAUGACGUAUAGUACGGCCGAGGAAUGCGAGGGCGACAUACA
Guyanagaster necrorhizus is the source of this 742-nucleotide messenger RNA. RefSeq lists its product as uncharacterized. The coding region runs from base 129 to 509 and encodes 126 amino acids. The transcript has a single exon. The record is from RefSeq and is a predicted model, not a curated record. NCBI's taxonomy places the organism in Eukaryota, Fungi, Basidiomycota, Agaricomycetes, Agaricales, Physalacriaceae.